CACCACACUUUUUUUUUAAUUCUUUUCUUUACAACCUCCAUCCAGAGAGAUGUAAGGAAGCAAAAGCUCUGUGGCUGCGGCCGAAUCCAAAACUGGCCAACAUUUCCGGCUUGCUACAAAUUCAAGCUAUGCCGGUGGGUCUUGGUACGUUUCAAGUCUGAAAGAAGCUGACGACGCAAAAGAAGCCGGGCAAGUCAACGGCCCCUCGUGGUCGUGCGUCCCCCCGUGGAGGCGCAGUUCGGUUACCGACCGCAAGCUUGCCAACCCCACAAAACACGAGCCAAUUCACAGCCGAUCUACGAAGCAUUGCCUUCUCGUUGUCUGAUCAGUCUGAUGCAGACUGCAGACAAGGCCUGUAAUGAUGGUACAAUAUACUGUUUUAUUUGUGAUGGUUGGGUUUCGUGCGAGGCUCUUCUCGCCCACACCCCCCUAACACCUCCUGGCUAGGUAACGUUAAACUUUAGUUCGUACUCGAGAUAAUACUUAUUCCCCGUUGCCUCCUUUCCGGUAGGUCUAGGUUAGGUACUUCUUUAUCUUUUUUUCCUUUCAUAUUCUUUCGUCGUCUGUUCAGUUCAUACCUCGUGUAUAUCAUUAGAACAGUAAUAUAGUAUUCGAAGACCUCUUUUCCUUAUUUAUAUUGGACCUAUCUAAGACAACAUGUUUCCUUCGUUAUCAACAUUAUUCACUGUCACCGCGGCCUUGACGGCAACGGUUCACUCGCUGCCGCAGGAUGGCAGUUAUAGGGGUGAAUACGGGGGUUCGGUCUAUUCGUCGGCCUCUUCUUUCGCUUCAGUAACCCCGAGCUCGACGGCGUCUGCGUCUGUCUCUUCUUCGACGACCGCUUGCAACAACUCUCCCGAUCUAUGCAGCCGUUCGUAUAGCGAUAUCACCCAUAUGGGUGCUCACGACUCCGCCUUUCUCCGAGACGCAAGCACGAGUGACUCGAUAGCUGGCAAUCAAUAUUUCAACGCGACUGUUGCACUGGACGCAGGGAUCCGAUUAUUGCAAGCUCAAGUUCACGAUCUGAACGGUGCUAUCGAACUAUGCCACACGUCUUGCAGUUUACUCGACGCUGGAACGCUUCAGACUUGGUUAGGAUCCAUCAAGUCGUGGAUGGACACUCAUCCUAAUGAAGUGGUGACCCUUUUAAUUGUCAACUCCGACGGCAAGAGCGCAGCCAACUUUGGAUCAGUCUUCAGCGGCUCGGGUAUCGACACAUACGGGUAUACGCCGUCGGGUGACACAUGGCCGACAUUGCAGGAAAUGAUUAGUGCGAACAAGCGACUAGUGACUUUUAUCGCAUCUAUCACAGAGGAUAGCCAGUACCCGUACUUGCUAUCCGAGUUUGACCAUGUCUUCGAGACGCCGUACGAGGUAACAUCCCUCUCGGGCUUCAACUGUUCUCUAGACCGCCCAUCCUCUCAGAGCUCGGCCGGCACCGCUAUCCAGGCCGGGAUGCUGCCUCUCAUGAACCACUUUGCGUACAACUUGCUAGGCGCUUCGAUCAUGGUUCCUAACUCGGACAACAUCACAGUCACGAACAGUCCGUCUACCUCCACCACAGGCAACUUGGGUCUUCACGCUCAGACCUGUAACCAGGAAUGGGGUAUUAAGCCCGUGUUCGUACUGGUCGACUUCUUUAACGAAGGUCCGGCGAUAGAAACAGCGGAUAACCUGAAUGGUAUCACCGCUGUUGGUCGAUCCGACGCCGGUAUGAAGGUAACUGUUGCGACAGCUGCUGCUAGUUCGAAACACCACGACCUUGGACUUGGUGCCGAAGCCCUGGUUGCUUUCUUAGCAGCCGCCUUAUUGCUCAUCUGAUGAUUCGAUUUGGAUAUUACAGAAUAGAUAUAGCCGACUUUUAUAACUGUUUUACUGCAUAGCGGUGGCGUUUCAUUGCUUUUUUUUGAGGGGAAGGUAUAAAAGGUUAGCAUCUGGAGCAUAGGCCAGGCAAUCAAGCACUAUCAUAUAGAUUUGAAUAGGCAUGGGAUGUGUAGCCAAAAUCAUUCUUAGAAUGCUCUUUACACUAAGAACGAAUUAUUCUAGAGCAGAGGAUCUGCUGGUAUAUACCUACCUAGGUUUGGAUAGGUACCUUUAUAUAUAGGCUAUGAUAUACCCCGAUUGGUACUGUACCUG
Daldinia caldariorum is the source of this 2136-nucleotide messenger RNA. RefSeq names its product PLC-like phosphodiesterase. Gene Ontology annotation, molecular function: phosphoric diester hydrolase activity. The coding region runs from base 658 to 1821 and encodes 387 amino acids. Lineage: Eukaryota; Fungi; Ascomycota; Sordariomycetes; Xylariales; Hypoxylaceae. Gene Ontology annotation, biological process: lipid metabolic process. The transcript has a single exon. The record is from RefSeq and is a predicted model, not a curated record.